CUGCAGGUUAGCGGAAAACGAGUGGGUAUUGUUGGCUUGGGAAGUAUUGGAUCCGAGAUCGUGAAAAGGCUCGACGCCUUCGGCUGCACAAUCAUGUACAAUUCAAGAUCGAAAAAGCCGUCCGUCCCAUACAAAUACUUCCCAAACACUCACGACCUCGCCGUCGAGAGCGAUAAACUCUCCUGCGCGCUUACCCCUCAAACACACCACAUACACCACAUAAUAAACCGAGACGUCUUACUAGCCCUGGGCAGGGACGGCGCGGUGGUGCUCGUCGGCGAGAAGGAAUUGGUCAAGUGUUUGGUGGAAGGGACGCUUGGGGCCGCGGGUCUCAACGUGUUCGAGAACAAGCCCGCCGUGCCCAAAGAGCUGUUCCAGAUGGAUAGCAUUGUGAUGUCGAAUCAUUCGUUUUGAGCAAACCACUGGUCGCUCAGGUUUACUUGGAAAAUAUAGUUGAUGAAUGAAGUUGGCUUGAUCCCAAUGACUAAGUUGGGGAUUGUGUUUUGAAUAAGUGCUGAUGUGAUUUAUUGGCAUUGAAAGCAUUCUUUGCACUAAUGGUGCAACGGUGAUCUCAAAAGUUACAAAGUCAAAGUAGCAAACCAACUAUUUGUGCGGAGUUGUAUACAUUGUUGAUAC
This is a messenger RNA of Ananas comosus (pineapple), 636 nucleotides long. RefSeq names its product glyoxylate/hydroxypyruvate reductase HPR3-like. Lineage: Eukaryota; Viridiplantae; Streptophyta; Magnoliopsida; Poales; Bromeliaceae. Gene Ontology annotation, cellular component: cytosol. The record is from RefSeq and is a predicted model, not a curated record. Gene Ontology annotation, molecular function: hydroxypyruvate reductase [NAD(P)H] activity; glyoxylate reductase (NADPH) activity; NAD binding.